Durotheca rogersii is the source of this 1492-nucleotide messenger RNA. RefSeq lists its product as uncharacterized. The record is from RefSeq and is a predicted model, not a curated record. Bases 131 to 808 code for a protein of 225 amino acids. The transcript has 2 exons. Gene Ontology annotation, cellular component: mitochondrial inner membrane. Gene Ontology annotation, biological process: mitochondrial respiratory chain complex I assembly. NCBI's taxonomy places the organism in Eukaryota, Fungi, Ascomycota, Sordariomycetes, Xylariales, Xylariaceae.
GAUUUUUUUCCUCCGUCCAAGAUAACCUACCUCCAAGACACACUGCUAACUCCAAGUGGACAUGCGUGCCAACUACAAUUAAAGCGCAAUGAGACUCUAUACAAAACGGUAGCAUAUACAAAUAGCGGGCAUGGCCCUCUCCGCACGAGUUCGUCGGCCUCUAGGCCAAAUCGCUUCUUGUGUACGGUGGCAAGCGACCCGGAACUGCCAGUCACUAUCCGCAACGGCGAAGAGGCCUUCUCCAAUCCACAUCGCAACGGCAAAUCAUAGGACACCUAAAUUCCCCAUAGUAGGCCUCCACACGACCGCCUCACGCCAUGCCGAUGAGGAAUCACGCCCAGCCGAUUUCGAUGCUUUGGAUGUGCUAGGCAACAUGCCAGUGCCGUCUACUUCGAUCGAGGCCUGCAUGCCAGACGGCUUCCACCUCAACAGCGGGGCGAAGAUCUUCGGCGGCUCUGGCGUGUUAUUAGUCGGCGGCGAGGCUUUCGGCUGGCGGCCGUGGCUAGCUCGCGGAGAGAAGCGGCUACUCAACAAGAAGGGGCAAUGGGAGGUGCCUAACGAUACAUUCGGCCUUCUCGGGCUGGUCUGGCCUCGACCAGAUCUAUUGAUACUUGGCCUAGGCCCAGAAAUCCGCCCUUUGAGUCCAGAAUUAAGGUGGCAUAUAAGCAAUCUGGGGAUGCGGGUCGAGAUUUUGGACACGCGUAACGCUGCGGCACAGUUCAACCUGCUAGCCACCGAGAGAGGUGUCGACGAUGUUGCGGCCGCGUUAAUACCCAUUGGUUGGAAAGAGGGAGUUGGGGCGAUUUGAUGGGCGGCGCACUCGGCUCUCGGGAGUGCUUGGGACUUUCAAAUUUUGGCGGCGACGAAUAAGCCGAAGGCACAGACACCGGCUGUUGAGGCAGCGGUUCUGAACCAUGACGGCCGAGACACGGGACGUGACGAUGGACGAGCCUAUGAAAAGCUCCUGUGAUAUGUUACCCAACACAUCCCAUAUCUACCUAUAUCGCUCAGGUUGGAGACGACCUCACUUACCAAAUUGUAAAUCCACAUGCGACUUUUGGUGUCUCUCACUCUGGAAACCACCAACAUAAGAAGGGGAGAUAAGGCCAGACCGAAGAUUCAACGACGAAAAUUCCCAUCGCAACGUCUCUUGUCACAGGCUAGGUGAUUCUCGUCGCUGAAGCGAUGGAAACUUCCAUGUAGUGUGUAUCAGACGAGGUACUAUCCGGCCCCGGUGUAAUCUAACACGGGCUCAAAGUAGGUACCUAGGUAUGUGAUCGGAUACCUAUAUAGGGACAUAAAAAAACCGGCUCCAAUUUGGAGUUGGAUUUGAUUCACCGGAACCAUUCAAGACUAGUCGUGAUAGGUUGUGGAUAGGCGUGCCUUGGAAUAUCAACGAAGGUAGGUAGGUAAAUAGGUAAAUACCUCUACGGGCUUGAACCCAUCGACGGAACUCAUGAGACAUCGGUCAGUGCCUAGAGGUGGGCUACCC